Anopheles cruzii is the source of this 411-nucleotide messenger RNA. RefSeq lists its product as uncharacterized. The transcript has 3 exons. Lineage: Eukaryota; Metazoa; Arthropoda; Insecta; Diptera; Culicidae. The annotation marks the transcript as partial. The record is from RefSeq and is a predicted model, not a curated record.
UUCUGGGCGAUACCGAAACGUUCUCGUUUGGUAAUUCAGUGUCGCUUUGCAGUCGAAUCAUGAAGUGUGCAUACAUCUUCGUACUAGUGCUAAGCUUAUUCGUGGUGACAAUGGCCAAUGGCCAAGCCACGAGUGACAGGUUGUGGAAGAGCUUACACCGUGCCCGUAGAUCUCAGGGUCAAGUAAACUACGGAUUUCCGACAUUUCCCACCUGGGGUCAGGGAUCGCAGCUCGGUGGCGGCCAGGGACAGGGGCUUGGUGGCUUCGGACAGGGCGGUCUCUUCAGUCGGGGCGAUUUUGCUGACUUGAUGCCAGAUCCGUCACAGUUCAAGGGGAACCAAGGAUGGGUCACCAAAAGCUGUGUUUACGACGAAAAAGGAAAGGCAAAAUGCGUAGAAAAGAAGGGCGAUA